AUGGCCGGAACGAGGAAACGCAAGCACGUAUCAAUCGACGAAAACUCCCUUCACCAGCAAGACAUCAAGGCCUUUGGCACCGUUCGCAAGCCUCGUCAGGACAACGAUGGCCAAAAGAAGAGAAAGACCAUCCACAACCGCCAACCUACCCCUCCAUCGUCUGCUCCGGCUGUAAGAAAGUUGAAGCGCAAGCUGCAGCUUGAUGACGACUCCGACACCACGCCAGUGCUCCCCAUCGAGGGCAAAGAUGAGCCGACCGCCGAUAAGCGAAGCAAGACCAAGGCUACAUCUGUACAAGAUACACCAAGCAAGGCCGCUGCAGCCAUGUUCACCAAACUUGAGCUGGGUGUGAAGGUGGAACCCAUCCCGUUUGCGCUCGGUACGAAGAAAGCGGUGUCCACUUCUCCGGCGGCCGAUGAGACCGCCAAUCAAGAUUUGCCAGAAGAGCUUGAAGCAUUGACUCACCUAAACACCGCCUUCCUCGCCGCUCUCUCCUUCUACUACGCACACAACGGUUCCUCUUCUCCUUGCGAAAUCAGCUCCCUGCUUCCCGUCAUCACCAAGCACUGGAAGAAGCGCACCGUCACCCUCGAUGACCUGAGGCGCAUCUUGGCGGUGCUAAACAAGGACGAUGGAAGCUUCCAUCUGCAAGACUUCGGCAGAGCUGGCAUCUGCUUGACCAGAGUGCAGCCGCGCGGCCGAGCGACAAAACGUACGGCAAGCUACGUCGAUGAAGCUGAGCUCAAGGCCGAAUUCGAGGUCGCGCUCCGACAACGCUGGAAUUCAUGGCUCGCUCAGACGCCGAAAGAGAAUCGAGACGCCACCGUAUUCCUCGACCAGCUUGCUCUCGCCGAAAUCUCCCAACACAGCUCGGUAGAGAAGGCCGCUCCUCUGUUCGCGCGUGGUCAGCAGCGUUUGGCCGACAUCAAGGCCAGCCAAACAACAUCGAAAGCCGAGGCAGCUCACCCUUCCAACCUCGCGAAAGACCAGGCGCCUUCGCUCACCCCUCAGAGCCGCGGUUCGAGCCUCCUUGACCGCAUUCUAGCCAAGCAAACCCUCACAGCUUCCCUCCCGGCGGGGCCGACCAGAGAUCAACUGGAACGCAAAGCCGCACUACACCGAGUUGAAGACGUAGCACGCGUGCUUGACCUUCUCUCAGCCGGUCGAGCCCGCUGCAGCUUCAGCCUACAAGCUAUGCAUCAGCACCUGCAACAGAAGAAUAUCACGCCGGAGUUUGUCAGUUGUGUGCAAAAUGGGGGCGUAGCGUGCGUGACGAUUACGAAAGGUGGCAAAGUCGGAUUGGAAGAGCUGAGGUUGAGGGUCAAAAAUGCGCUUGGGUAA
Messenger RNA from Neohortaea acidophila, 1341 nucleotides. RefSeq lists its product as uncharacterized. Bases 1 to 1341 code for a protein of 446 amino acids. The transcript is spliced from 2 exons. The record is from RefSeq and is a predicted model, not a curated record. Lineage: Eukaryota; Fungi; Ascomycota; Dothideomycetes; Mycosphaerellales; Teratosphaeriaceae.